Messenger RNA from Hyaloscypha bicolor E, 324 nucleotides. RefSeq lists its product as uncharacterized. The record is from RefSeq and is a predicted model, not a curated record. Lineage: Eukaryota; Fungi; Ascomycota; Leotiomycetes; Helotiales; Hyaloscyphaceae. The transcript is spliced from 2 exons. Bases 1 to 324 code for a protein of 107 amino acids.
AUGGCUGACCCAAAUUCAGAGCAAAACCCCAUCUCAAAAAUGGCGGCCGAAACCCAAACCCAACAACAGGUAGCAACGCAGCAAACCAUCCCGCUCCCAACGCAGGAACAACAAGUGGCACAAGGACAUUAUGGCACCGGACCAGGCCAGGUGCCACCGCGCGCUGAGGGGUACAGACCGGCUGCGAUAAGGGAGAGCAGGAUCAAGGAUCGCCCUUAUAAACCGAUGAAUGAUAGUUUGAGCAUCAAAAUUGAGUUAGAUUUGGAAGUUGAGGUUGAUCUUUAUGCGAGAGUCAAGGGUGAUGUUAUGAUUGGGUUGUUGUGA